UGGGCAGGGCCAGGAGGAGAGGCUCCAAGGAACCAGGUUGAAGGGACAGGAAAUACCACCAUUCUGUGUUGGACUUGGGGAAUGGCGUGUUCCCGGACUGCAUGAGGAAGACCCGGCGGGUCCUCGGGACCUGAAACCUCCCGGAGCCGCAGUCUCCGCGCGGGCGGCCUGGGAAAGUCACAGUCACAGCGCAGUGGCGGGAACCGCAGCCCGGCGGCCCUGGAACCUCCCAGGGCAACAAACCAUUUGUUCAUUGUUCCUGAAAGAAAAACUCAAAGAAGAGAAAUGGCUGAUUCUCCAGUAAACAUGUCCCAGGAUCUGCUGGGUCUGCUGACAUUCAAGGAUGUGACUGUGAACUUCUCCCAGGAGGAGUGGGAAUGCCUAGACUCUGCUCAGAGGGCUUUGUACAUUGAUGUGAUGUUGGAGAAUUACGGCAACCUGCUCUCUGUGGGGAACUAUUAUAUAUGUGAUCCUGUCUAUCAACAUGUGAAGACUGAAAAGGAGUCUUGUCAGUAUAAUGAGUAUAGCAAAGUGUUUCAUGACCCCUGCACGUGUGCACUUUAUAGAUCAAGUGAAACUAUAGAAAACACUAAUAACUACACAUGCAGUAAUCCCAGGGAUGUCUGUGUUGACUCAUCAAACACAGAUCGACAUGAAAGCAUGCACACUGGAAAAGAGCCUUCCAAAUCUAAAGAUUGUGAGAAAUCAUUAAAUUUGUGUUCCAGCAUUACUCAAGAUCAGAGACUGUACACUGCAAAGACACAACACAGGCAGGGAGAAUAUGAUGCCUUUUUUGACUCUGCAUACAGUCUUUUGCAACAAAAAUUCUCCAUUGGAGAGAAACCACACCAGUGUGGGAAAUGUGGGAAGUACUUCAGUGCUGCCUCAAGCCUCACUAGACAUCAGAGAAUUCAUACUGGAGAGAAACCUUACAAAUGUGGAGAAUGUGACAAAUCCUUCAGCCAACGUUCAAAUCUUAGAGCACAUCAGAAAAUCCAUACUGGAGACAGACCUUACAAAUGUAUGGAAUGUGACAAAUCCUUCACCCAUAACUCGUAUCUUCUGACACAUCAGAGAGUUCAUACUGGAGAGAGACCUUACAGUUGUAAGGAAUGUGACAAAUCUUUUAUUAGGUGCUCCUACCUCAGAGCACAUCAGAAAAUUCAUACUGGAGAGAAACUUCACAAAUGUGAAGACUGUGAUAUGUCCUUUCUCCGGAUUUCAAGUCUUAAAAGACAUCAGAAAAUUCAUACAGGAGAGAAACCCUUCAAAUGCAAAGAUUGUGACAUGGCCUUUCUCCGGAUAUCUCUUCUUAGAAUACAUCAGAAAAUUCAUACUGGAGAGAAACCUUACAAAUGUCUGGAAUGUGACAUAUCCUUUAAAUGGAUUUCAAAUUUUAGACGACAUCAGAAACGUCAUACUGGAGAGAAACCUUACAACUAUCUGGAAUGUGACAAGUCCUUUACCCAUUUGUAAAAUCUUAGAACACAUCAGAGAGCUCAUACUGUAGAGAGCCCUUACAGUUGUAAUUUUUCACUAUUCUCUGCUUAUAAAUCCCAGUAGCAUACAUAAUAUGCUACAGGAUAACCUUGUAUGUACUGUGAAGAUGUGUGUUUUCAAAAGAACCUUCUGAUCGGUUUAAUAAAAAGCUGAAUGACCAAUAACUAGGCAAGAGAGAAUAGGAAGAACUUAUGAGGAGAGAGAGCAACUUGGGAUAUAUCUGGUGUGGCAGGAGAUGCCAGCAAGACAUGAGAAUAGUCAGUUGUACAGAAUGGAGAAGUAAAGAACCACUUGACAAAAUGUAGGUUAGUAGAAACAAUUUUUAAGAGCAAGUUAGGAACAAGCCUAAGCUAAAGGCCAAUCUUUCAUAAUUAAUAACAAG
This is a messenger RNA of Onychomys torridus (southern grasshopper mouse), 1882 nucleotides long. RefSeq names its product zinc finger protein 54-like. Gene Ontology annotation, biological process: regulation of DNA-templated transcription. The transcript is spliced from 4 exons. NCBI's taxonomy places the organism in Eukaryota, Metazoa, Chordata, Mammalia, Rodentia, Cricetidae. Gene Ontology annotation, molecular function: DNA-binding transcription factor activity, RNA polymerase II-specific; RNA polymerase II cis-regulatory region sequence-specific DNA binding. Bases 286 to 1476 code for a protein of 396 amino acids. The record is from RefSeq and is a predicted model, not a curated record.